UAGACAAAAAAAACCCUAGCCGCCCCUAACAGACCCUUCUCUCUCACGCUUUCUCACACGAAAAAAGAAGAAGAAGCUGAAAACUCAAAAUUGCUGCAGUUCGAAUUCAAUAUUUAGAUCUGGAAAAUAAUUUUUUUUAAAAAGAGUUAAAUAUCUGAAAGCAGCAGAGUUUUUUUUUCUUUCAAAGCUGUAGCUAUUUUCAGUUGAUUCCAAAGGAUUUCCUCUGUCAUUUUCUGGGUUCUUCAAGCUGGAUUCCAUCUGCCUUUUUCUGCUAUAGCAACUAGCUGAGCUCAUCGUUGGGUUUUCAACCUUCAUUUGGUCUUAAUUUCUUCUCCUGUGCUGUUUCGAGAUUAAGGAGGCAUGUUUUAUUUGAGUGAAAUAGAACACACACUGAGAUUGCCGCCUCAUCUCCUAAGUCUUCCACUCAAUGAAUCAAUCCGGGGAGAGCUUGAGGGUCUCUUUGUGGAUAAGGUUAUUGCAAAUUUGGGCCUCUGCAUAUCUGUGUACGAUAUUCGCUCCAUAGAUGGCGGUUUUAUCUAUGCAGGAGAAGGUGCCUCAACGUAUACGGUCAAGUUUAGACUGAUAGUGUUUCGCCCAUUUGUAGGAGAAGUAAUAGCUGCUAAACUCAAAGAGUCCAAUGCAGAGGGUUUACGCUUGUCACUUGGAUUUUUCAAUGACAUUUAUGUACCCCCGCCUCUAAUGCCAUCUCCAUCACGUUCCGAGCUUGAUCCCGAAAACAAGAACCAAGUCAGAUGGAUAUGGCAGUUUGAGGGACAAGAUGAAUAUCCUAUUGAUGGCGUAGAUGAGAUUAGGUUCCAAGUUCAUAGUGUUAGUUAUCCAUCCGCACCUCUUGAGCAAGAAAAGGAUUCAAAGCCAUUUGCACCAAUGGUCAUAAAGGGAUCUCUUGAUGCUGAUGGUCUAGGACCUAUUUCAUGGUGGAUAUAGCAGAAAUUACUGUAGAAUCUUUGACAAUAAACUAUAUAAUUUUUUUUUUUGUUAAAUAGAGAGAAAAACAGAAGGGAGCCUUCGAGCAACGGUAAAGUUGUCUUUGUGUAACCUAUAGGUCACGGGUUCGAGUCAGCGUAGACUGUCUACAUCACACUCCCUUGGGGUGCAACCUUUCCCCUGACCCGGUGUGACUGUAAUUUUGACAUCCUGAGAAAGAAGCAAAAUGAGCUUCUCUUUGUGUUAGUUCAAAUCUCUUAACAGUUUCUCAGUACACUCUUUUCAGAAAGGAUGAUUCUGCUAAUUACGUGUUUCUAUUUC
Molecule: messenger RNA, 1266 nt
Organism: Nicotiana tabacum (common tobacco)
Lineage: Eukaryota; Viridiplantae; Streptophyta; Magnoliopsida; Solanales; Solanaceae
Biological process (GO): DNA-templated transcription; transcription initiation at RNA polymerase III promoter
Cellular component (GO): RNA polymerase III complex
Source: RefSeq, a predicted model, not a curated record